Molecule: messenger RNA, 2415 nt
Organism: Prunus persica (peach)
Lineage: Eukaryota; Viridiplantae; Streptophyta; Magnoliopsida; Rosales; Rosaceae
Exons: 3
Coding region: 527-1273 (248 amino acids)
Molecular function (GO): zinc ion binding; nucleic acid binding
Source: RefSeq, a predicted model, not a curated record
AGCCCUCUUUCUUCUUCCUCGUUAAGAAACACUUUUGACUCUGUCCAACACAGUACACUUCCUCAGGUAAAAAGUGCAGAAAUUUUGUUCGCAGAUUUCUGAGAAUUUCCUGGUACAAAACCCAGCUCUCUUCUUAGCCAAAAAAACCCAGCUCUCUUCUUCAUGCAUACAUGCAAGAGAGCUAAUUGGUGGGCGGAGGAAACGAAGUUUGCUUGGUCACUUCUUUCUUCCUUCAAAAACCCAACACACUGCACUUUACUGCAUUCAAUUUCCAACCCAGCUACAGAUUCUCACAUAGUUGACUGUACCAUUUUACUUCCUCUUUCUUUAAUCGCCCUUUAAACCCAGUUUCCUUCUCUGUUUUUUUCCUAGUUAAGAGCUUCAAUCAAAUGCUCUGAUGCCCAAUUUUCCAGAACACUUAUUUUUCAUGUGGGUUCCAAGUUCCUACCAAUUGCAAUUUCGUAGACAAGCAUAGCCGGCCAAAAAAACACCAAACCCAGCUGUGUUUUUGUAUUUCAGGUUUGAAAUGGCUAGCUGUUCAGAAGAAAUGGAUAAAGCCAUUGCAAAAUUGCAUCAAAACUUUCAGGACCUAAGGUACCACCUUGAGAAGGCAUUCUUAGAGCAGGGCAGAGCCUUGUUGAAAUUUGAAGCUCAAUGGAAUGAUCUUAAGAAAGAGCACAAGAAAGGUCUUGAGCAGCAUGAGGUCAACCUGCAGCAAAUGGGUAUCUCAGUGCCAUCAAUUGGGACAGGACACUUUGCUACUGCAAAUCCGAAUGCCGCCUUGUGGAGCAACUCCACUGCUUGGGCUUCUGGAAAUGGUACUCCGACUGCUUGGGCUUCUGGAAAUGGUACUCCGACUUCUCGGGCUUCUGGAAAUGGUACUCCAAAACUUCAUUGUGACAUAUGCAAUGUUUAUUGCGACACCAAGGAGGUACUUGAUAAGCAUAAAUUGGGAAAAAAACACAAGAUGAACAUGGAUAAGUUGAAAGGCAAAAAACCCAUCCCUGGACAAAAUAGUAAGAGGAAAGCUGCUUAUCAACCUGUAGAGGAUUUGGAAACUAAGAGAAGGAAGGUUCUUGAAAGUGGGGCAGCACCCCAUACUUUAAGGACUUGUGCUAUAUGUAAUGUGGUCUGUCUUAGUGAGACAGAUUUCAAUAAUCAUCGUGCGGGGCAGAGGCAUGCUGAUGCUGUUGUUGCUAUGGCAAAGAAGCAUGCAGCUGGAACUAGUAGCCACCACCAGCCGGAAAGGAGAUUUUAUGGUGGAAAUCAAUAACUUGCAGUACUGCAGUGAGGCUAUGAGCAUCUAUAUUGAUAUUAAACUCUGAAUAAUGUAUGUUUCUGUUCUUAUACCAACAAACAUUUGUUUAUGUACUCAUUUAACUAAUUGAUUGGAAGGUCUUGAAUGUCAACCCAUUGAAACAAAAACGCCAAAAGUUGUUCCUUGUGAUGAGCAAGAAAUUAUCAAGAUCAGAUUCCCUCUUGAAAAGAAAUUUUCACAAGGCAUCCAAAGCCCACUGCACUGAGAGGUUUUACUUUUUGGGGUUGUUAGAAUCCAAAGGUGUCUGUUCUGUAAAGCACAGAAGCAGAUGUUCGAAAAGAACUUAUUAGCCAAGCGAAAAUCAAAUACCCACAACCCCACCCAUGUGUUUGGUUAGUGCACAUUCACCGAUUGACCCAUUUGCCAUCAUAAAUCAUUAAAAUUACCAUUAUAUUUGUGGGGUUCAAAAAUCUUUAGCUUUUGUAAAUAUUUCAAGUAGUAAAUAAACAGGAAAUAUCUCAAAAUGCAAAAUUUAUUUUCCAAUAACAGCGAUGUUGGGGUAACGGAAAUCGAACUUAAAACCUUGAAUGCAGAGAUAAAUAGUCUAAAACACUUGAGCUACAAAUCCGUUUCAUCUUCAAAUCCAAUAUAAACCGUGUAAAGCUGGUUGAAUUAAGCCAAAACCCACUAACAAAAAGCCAAGUUCCAUUGAAACAAACCAAAUAUACUUUCCAAGUAAAUCAAAACAAAACAAGAAAAUAACAAAGUUACUACUAGAAAUACAUUUCUCAUGCAUAUAAAUCAUAAUAAUAUACUACAACUUUAGCUUUGCCAGUAUUUAUAGGGUGCGGGCUACAAAUUCUCUGCAGCCGCCUCAACCUCCUCUUCUACAAUUUCCUCACUUGGGUUUUUAAUUUAAUAAUUAAUUUCCCUUACACUUGUUACCCUGUCUUUUUACUUUUACCCUACUGCCCCUCCUCCACUGUCCACACACUCACAAAAUCACACCAACCCAAAAAGUCAAAGUUGUCCCCGAACCCCCUCCCCACUAAACACACUUUCACAUUCUCCAACACCCAGUCAAAAACAGCAUCUAGUAAAAACACCACAAUGGCGCCAAGAAAGGGUAAAAUUGGAAAAACAUAUAUUAUGGCGGG